This is a messenger RNA of Aquila chrysaetos chrysaetos, 5200 nucleotides long. RefSeq names its product FA complementation group D2 (gene FANCD2). Gene Ontology annotation, biological process: interstrand cross-link repair; homologous chromosome pairing at meiosis; mitotic intra-S DNA damage checkpoint signaling. Bases 729 to 5144 code for a protein of 1471 amino acids. NCBI's taxonomy places the organism in Eukaryota, Metazoa, Chordata, Aves, Accipitriformes, Accipitridae. The record is from RefSeq and is a predicted model, not a curated record. Gene Ontology annotation, cellular component: nucleus; condensed chromosome. The transcript is spliced from 44 exons. Gene Ontology annotation, molecular function: DNA polymerase binding.
CCCAUUGCGAAGGGGAGGGAAAAAUAACCUGAAACACAAAUCAUGUUGCCAGUGAAGCACUGUUACUAGCAUUCAGGAAAGAGGUCUCUAAGGCAGAAAGAACAUCUCUGAGCUAAGGCUCCUGUUCAGAGGGGAGACAAUUUUGGCAAGAACAGAAAACAGGCUGUGUCUCAGACUUGGCUCAGCUCCUGCUUUGAAGAGGCUGUGUAAUUUCACCCCCGAAAAAAGGGCUCAGGGGGAAAAACCAACAGCCACAGAGUAUGGAAGAGCUUCUGUGUAAGAAGCAUUUCCCCAGGUUAGGUCUUUUCUCCCUGAGGAAGAGAGAUCUGAGGAGCUCCUGCAGAAGGACGAGCCAGGAACAGUUGCUCCCUGUUCUCUACAGUGCAAGAAGAUGUCAGGCAGGAGCGUUAAAGCAAGGUAUUUAUAUUCCCCACCUGGCACGGUAAAUAGCUGUACAGGGACUACAGGGAACAGCCAGGCACCCUUCCUUGCUACGCGUACCUCCUGCUGCGAGUGUGGCAGGCAGGAGGGCCCCUGCAGGCAGUCUGAGGUGCUUAUAAAUGGACUUGGGAAGGAUUAAAUUAAUGGAGAAAUAGUCUGUGUGUUUGCUACCUCUGCAGAGAAAUGCCAUCUCUGGCUCUCCGUUGCCAGAGAAGUUGCAGAAGUUGCCCCCGCGACCACCAGUGUGUCCACCAGCAGAUUGACCAGGGCAGAAGACAGCAGAGGGGAUGCUGCAGCACCAGGGAGCCUUGGUGCAGGCUUGGCUACAAGAGGAAGGCAACAACAAAGGUUUUGUUACCAUGGUUUCCAAAAGGAAAUUGUCAAAAGUUGAUGCUUCUGGAGAGAGCUGCAAGACAGACUUGCCGAGUAGGUGCUCAGAAACAAAGAAGUCGCGGAUUUCUGAUACGGAAAAGGCCUCUGCCCAUGGUGGAGUGGAGAAUGAGGGAGUCUUUGAAGAGCUCCUUAGAACAUCAGGAAUUAUACUGAAAGUUGGGGAGGGACAGAAUGAAAUAGCUGUAGACCAAAUGGCUUUCCAGAAGAAGCUCCACCUUGCCCUGGAGAAGCACCCUACUUACCCAAGUGUUGUGAAGCAAUUUAUCAGCGGCUUGGAAUCUCAUAUCAAGGACAGAAACCAGUUCAAGAACUGUCUCUUGCCGUGUACUCCCGUACGGACUGAGGGGUCGAGGACUCUGGUGCACUCGUAUUGUGAAAGCCUCAUUAAACUGCUUCUUGGAAUUAAGAUCUUACAGCCUGCUGUCAUAACACUGUUGUUGGAAAAGAUCCCCGAAUUCUUUUUUGACAUCGUGGGCACCUUUGGAACAAAUUUUCCCCGGCUCAUCGUCAAUCAAUUUAAAUGGCUUGACAGGCUUCUUGACAGCCAGGAUCUUGUCAAGAAGUUAAUGCAGAUGGUUAAUGUUUCUCCUGUACCAAUCCAGCAUGAUAUUAUCAUCAGUUUACCUGAGAUCCUGGAGGAUUCCCAGCAAAGUGAGGUUGCCAGAGAGCUCAGCUGCUUACUAAAACAGGGCAGACGGCUAACAGUUCCAAUCCUGGAUGCCCUUUCUCGUCUGGAUCUUGAUGCAGGCCUUCUGGCUGAGGUGCGGCAGUCUGCCAUGACCAUUGUGCCUUCUGUAAAACUGGAAGAUUUGCCUGUAGUAGUAAAAUUCAUCCUGCAUAAUGUCAAGGCAGCAGAUGCAGUAGAGGUGAUUUCUGAUCUUCGUAAGAGCUUGGAUCUGUCAUCAUGUGUUCUGCCCCUGCAGAUCCUAGGUUCCCAGAAGAAGCUUAAAAGCCAAGUCCAGGCCAGUUCUUCCAUGAGUCAAGUAACCACCAGCCAGAAUUGUGUGAAGCUACUUUUUGAUGUGAUCAAGUUAGCUGUGAGAUUUCAGAAAGAUGUCUCUGAAGCAUGGAUUAAGGCUAUUGAGAACACCACAUCUGUAUCUGACCAUAAGGUUCUGGAUCUGAUAGUUUUGCUGCUAAUCCAUUCUACAAACACCAAGAACAGGAAGCAAACUGAGAAAGUAUUGAGGAGCAAAAUUCAACUGGGCUGCAUGCCAGAACAGCUGAUGCAGAAUGCCUUCCAAAAUCAUUCAAUGGUUAUCAAAGACUUUUUCCCUUCAAUCCUAGCACUUGCUCAGAUGUUUCUGCACUCCGCACACCCAGCCAUAGUCUCCUUUGGCAGCUGCAUGUACAAACAAGCUUUUGCAGCCUUUGACUCUUACUGCCAGCAGGAAGUUGUGACUGCUUUGGUGACUCAUGUAUGCAGUGGAAAUGAGACAGAAUUGGACAUUUCUUUGGAUGUGCUCACUGAUUUGGUGAUGCUGCACACAUCCCUGCUGAUGCGCUAUGCCACCUUUGUGAAGACCAUUUUAGACUCUACACAGAAACUGAAUCCAUGCCAGAUCCGGAAGCUUUUCUACAUUCUCAGCACACUAGCAUUCAGCCAAAGGCAAGAAGGAAACUAUAUUCAGGAUGAUAUGCACAUGGUGAUCAGAAAAUGGCUCUCCAGCACAGUUCCCAACCACAAACAAAUGGGGAUUAUUGGUGCGGUUACGAUGAUAGGCAGCGUGGCAUUAAAAAGAAAUGAAGGAGAUGGUAGUUCAUUGGAGAGACCAGAGCUGAAUAGCGAGCGUGAUGGGCAGCUUUCUACCUUGCUGGAACUUGUGGGCUUCUGCUGUGAGCAAACACCAGAGGUCUUGGCUCUGUACUAUGAUGAACUUGCCAGUUUGAUUGAGAAGCAGAAGGGGAAUUUGGACUUGCAGCUACUGGACGAGUUUGGGAGGAGUUUGGUGGAGGACUUUCCCAGUGACUUUGUGGUGGAUCUCAACCCCACAGUGGAUGGUUCGUUCUUGUUCCCAGUGAAGUCCUUGUAUAAUCUCGAUGAAGAUGAAAGUCAGGGAGCAAUUGCUAUUAACCUCUUACCGUUGGUGUCGCAGAGCGAGCUUGGCAGGGUCACUGAUGGAAUGAGUAACCAAAGUAAAAGGGUAGUGUCACCGAUGUGUCUGUCACCCUGUUUCCGAUUGCUGAGGCUCUACACUGGGGAGCAAAACGGUGGAAGCCUGGAGGAGAUUGAUGCCUUAUUAGGUUGCCCCCUGUACCUGACUGACCUGGAGGUUGAAGGGAAGCUGGACUCUUUAUCCAAGCAGGAACGGGAGUUUCUGUGCUCACUCCUGUUCUAUGCUCUCAACUGGUUUCGUGAGGUUAUAAACGCCUUCUGCCAGCAACAGGACGCUGAGAUGAAGGGGAAAGUUUUGACUCGAUUAGAGAACAUCACAGAGCUGCAGACUGUGCUGGGAAAAUGCUUGGCAGCAACCCCUGGCUAUGUCCCACCACCAGCUACUUUUGAUUCUGAAGUUCUGGAGGCCGUGCCGUCCAUUAAUGCUGGUGGUCCAGUGAGAAAAAGGAAUGGAAGGAAAAAAAAGACUGAUGGCAGCAAAGCCGGCUCUGCAGAUCGUUCUCAAGCAGAUGACAGUUCUGAGGGAAACCAGCCUGAUACUGAGCUCUCUGAGCUGGAGAAGACUGCUGCUGAGAGAGAGGCAGGAAAUCCUCUGGCGCAGCUGCAGAGCUAUCGCCGGUACUUCAGAGAGUUAGACCUCGAAGUGUUCACUAUACUCCACUGUGGGCUGCUGACAAAGUCUGUCUUGGACACAGAGAUGCAUACGGAGGCUCGUGAAGUUGUGCAGCUGGGGCCUGCUGAACUUUGCUUCCUUCUGGAUGACCUGUGCUGGAAGCUGGAACAUGUGCUGACCCCAGGCUCCACAAGGAGAGUGCCCUUUCCAAAGGAAAGAGGCUACAAGGAUAUUGGCUUUUCCCACCUGUGUCAGAGAUCUCCCAAGGAAGUUGCUAUGUGUGUAGUCAAGCUACUAAAGCCACUGUGUAAUCACAUGGAGAACAUGCAUAACUACUUCCAGGCAGUUGUUAUGCAAAAUCGGGGUGUGGAAGAUGAUCCAGGAACAAACAUCCAGGAGCACCAGCUGAUGUCCUCUUGUUACCAACAGCUGUUACUAACUUUUCGCUCCCUAUUUGCUUGGAAUGGUUUUUCUCAGCAUGAAAAUACUGACUUGCUAAGGUCAGCUCUCCAGGUGCUUGCAGACAGGCUAAAGCCAGGAGAGACCGAGUUUCUUCUUCUUGAGGAGCUGAUAAGUGAGAGUUUUCAAUACCUACUGAAUUUCCAGCAGAGUGUUCCCAGUUUCCACUGUGCAUUCAUCCUCACCCAGCUCCUGAUCGCCGUUGCUGAGAAACCAAUGGCUGGCUGGAAGAAAGAGAAAAUGGCUUCACUAGCAAAGCAGUUCCUCUGCCAGUCAUGGGUGAAGCCCGGUGGAGACCGAGAAAAGGGCAGCCAGUUCAACAGUGCGCUGCACACUCUGCUCUGUGUCUACCUGGAGCACACAGAUAACAUCUUGAAAGCUAUAGAAGAAAUCUCCAGCGUUGGUGUUCCUGAACUGAUCAACUCUGCCAAAGAUGGAUGUUCUUCUACUUAUCCUACACUAAGCAGGCAGACAUUCCCGGUUUUCUUCAGAGUAAUGAUGGCUCAGCUAGAGAGUUCAGUGAAGAGCAUCCCAGCUGGGAAACCAUCAGACUCAAGUGAGGUGCAACUCGAGAAGCUGCUGAGGUGGAACAUUGCUGUGAGGAAUUUCCAUAUCCUCGUUAACUUGGUCAAGGUAUUUGACAGCAGGCCUGUACUCAGCAUCUGCCUGAAGUACGGCCGUCUCUUUGUAGAAGCAUUUCUGAAGCUUGCCAUGCCUCUCCUGGACUACAGCUUUAAAAAGCACAGGGAUGAUGUGCAGAGUUUGCUGAAAACCUUGCAGCUGAGUACCAGACAACUUCAUCACAUGUGUGGCCAUUCCAAGAUUCACCAAGACAUUGGACUGACCAACCAUGUGCCUUUGUUGAAGAAGUCACUGGAACAAUUUGUAUACCGAGUGAAGGCAAUGCUGGCAUUCAACCACUGCCAGGAGGCGUUCUGGGUGGGCAUCCUUAAAAAUCGUGAUCUUCAGGGAGAAGAAAUUCUGUCUCAAGCCUCUGGAGAGAGGGACUCCGGAGAGGAGGACUCCGCAGAAAGCCCUGCUGAGGAGCCGAGCGGGAGCGACACCGACGCCAGCGAGGAGGAGGGCGCGGCCGGGCCGGGCCCCUCUCCCGCGGAGCCCUGAGGCGGCGGGUGGGGCCUGAGGCGGCCCCGGGGGCGGUGCCGCGCCGCGGGGGGGGG